AUGGCGAGGGGACGGCGGCGGCGGCGCCGGGGGAGCGGCACGGGAGAGUGCACGCAAUCGCAGAGUAAUGAGAAGGUGCGGUGCUCAAACCACAGUGCAACACACACACUCAUUCUCUUCCAUGAUGGGAAGCUUUCUGAACACUGGGCCGAAGCUUCAGAAAACAGACCCAAGACAAGGCUGAUACAAGAACUGGGAAACCAAAAUAUUGUUCAAAUAGCAUGUGGGGACCAGCAUGCCAUGGCACUAUCCAGAGGGGGUGAGCUCUUCACCUGGGGCUGGAACACCCAUGGACAGCUUGGAGUGGGGAGCCAAACCAGGUUUACUCACAAACCACAGCUGGUGGAAAGACUAAAGGGCAUCCCACUUGCUCAAAUUGCUGCUGGAGGGGCUCACAGCACCACCAUAUCACUCUCCGGAGCUGUUUAUUCUUGGGGAAAGAACAGUUUUGGACAGCUGGGACUUGGAGACACUAAAGACAGGGACUGCCCAACAUAUGUUGGAGCUUUAGAGCACUGGAAGACUGUAUUUAUCUCCUGUGGGGCAGAUCAUACUGCAGUUCUCUCCAAGGAGGGGCUGGUGUGCACCUUUGGAGCAGGAGGGUCUGGCCAGCUGGGUCACAACUCUACCCGGAAUGAACUCCUGCCUCGUGUGGUGUCUGAGCUGUGGGGAGCAAGGGUUUCAAACAUUGCCUGUGGAAGACAAUCCACUCUGGUCUAUGUACUUUCCUUGGACAAAUUCUAUUUCUGUGGUUCUGAUGAUGAUGGACAACUGGAAGGUGACAGGAAGCCAAAUCAGUUGAUACCAGUUCCCAUCAAUUCACCAUUGAAUAGUGGAAAAUCCUGCCAGAAAAAGAAUGCAUCAAAAAAGGGGAUUAAAAUUAUUGCAGGAGUAAAUCAAAGUUUUGCCCGUUGCAAGGAGAACAAGAAUUCGUAUUUGGAUGGAAUUGCUACUCUGGAGGAUAAAGAAGUGGAUGCAUGGAUUUCUAAUUCUAAGUGUUGUGAGAGUAUAAAAAAGAGUAUCAGACUGAUCUUUUCUUCUGAGGCUUGCAUCAAUGGAAGCUUUCUGGACAAAAGAGACAAACAUUUCAAAACUUCCAAAGAAGUCUCAGGCGUAGACAUGUCAGAAGUGAAACGUUUUUAUAAGAAGAUCAGUAAAAAACAAACAAUCUACCAGGAGGUGCAAAACGUGAUUAGGAACUUACUGCCAUCAUUGUCUUCCUCUCCCGUCUCACCUGAAAAUUUCAGAGUCUACUUGAUCUUGCCUUUCCUUCUGCAGGAGAAGGAUGGGAACUCUUUCCUUUCUCUCAUUCUUCUGGCUCAAGCCAUCAUGAAACUCCAGCCAGAGGGCCUGCAAACUCUUGAAUGCCUAUGGUCAAAUCUAGAAACAUCCUUUUUCAAGGAGCUGGUGUUUCUGUAUCAGAGGGUUUCCCAGUACAUUCUGUGUAAAUUUGUCAUGGAGUUCAUAACAAUGAAGCCAGGCCGCCUCUUCAGGUUGGACCCAGCUGAAACUGGGCCUCUGGAAAUACUGCAUAUACUUUACCAGGUGAACUCCAGAACUGGUUUCAGAGUACAUGAAAGCAAUUUCUAUGUACCUCAAGUGAGAGAGAUUAUCAACUUUUGUGCGUGCUACAAUACAGUAACAGUCCUAUACAAGCUGAGCAAGUACCCAUGCAUCUUUGAUAGAGAAAACAAGAUCCACGUUUAUACUACAGAAUGCAGGGCUCUGACCAAUAUCUCUGCUAUACCCCUUAUACACACCUCUGAGCCAUGGAAAUUUUGUGUCAGAAGACAAUGCCUUCUGCAAGACAUACGAAAAAAUUUAAAAUCUGCCUCAAAACAAGAUUUCAGGAAGAUAUUAGAGGUGUCUUUUGAAGGUGAGAUGGGGGUGGACGAAGGCGGGGUGUCCCAGGAGCUCUUCAGAAUUGCAGCCAGCACCCUCUGCCAGCCCAGCACGGGCACCUUCUGCCACUUCCCCUCCGGCCUCGUGUGGUUCCCCAGACAGGCCUCGAACUGUGAGGAUGAGGACACCUUCCUCUUAAUCGGAACUCUGUGUGGAAUGGCCCUGUUUAACCACUGCACGGUGCCCUUCCCCUUCCCCAGGGUGCUCUACAAAAAGCUACUGGACCUGGCCCCCACCCUGGAGGACCUUGAGGAUCUGCUGCCAACCGUGGGCCGGAGUCUUGGGAGAAUUUUGAAUGAAGAAAGUGAUAGCUUGGACUUGGACUUCACGAUAAUGGAAGGAGAAGAUUCCACAGAUGUUGUUGAGCUUAAAGAAAAUGGUGCCAACAUUCCUGUCACUAAGGAUAACAGGAAAGAAUAUGUUGAUUUGUAUGUGAAUUAUAUGUUCAAUAAAUCAGUACAGAAGCCAUUUGAGGACUUUAUGCAAGGGUUCUUAAGAGGCUGCCCAGCUAGAAAUUGGAAGAUUUUUUUCCCUGAAGAGCUGCAGGUUCUUCUCCAGGGACACACAACAUUUGACUGGCAUCUGCUGGAAAAGAAUGUGAUGUACAGAGGGUAUGAAAAGUUAGAUAGAACCAUCAGGAAUUUUUGGACUGUGUUUCACAGGCUACCAGAAGAAAAAAAGAAAAUGUUUCUUGCUUUUUUGACAGGAUCUGAUCGAAUCACUGGCUAUGGACCAGAAUGUUUUAGAUUUUGUAUUGCAGAUCCUCGAGCAGAAAAUCCAGAUGAGUUGUCUCCCCGUGCCAAUACUUGCCACCUCAUUUUGUUCCUCCCCAGAUACAGCAGUAAAAAAAUACUCAAAGAGAAGUUGCUUUAUGCCAUAGAGCAUAAUGAAGGUUUUGGACUUGCCUAAAUCUGGGAUAGAAGCACUUUAAAGCAAAAAUAAGAAAACUAAUAUUUGUUCACAUGCCAUAUUUUCUCUUAAUAACUCCAAUUUACUGGUUUCUACCCUGCCUUAUUUUUACUGCACUUUAUAAACACCUGCAUGUGUGUAUUUGCUGAGGUUUUACAUUGCUUAUGCCAGAGCUUCUACCAGAUACCUCAUAGUUAGACUGUAAAGUUAGGAAAGAAGAAUCCUUUUUGGCAUU
This is a messenger RNA of Cinclus cinclus, 3046 nucleotides long. RefSeq names its product E3 ISG15--protein ligase HERC5-like. Lineage: Eukaryota; Metazoa; Chordata; Aves; Passeriformes; Cinclidae. The transcript is spliced from 23 exons. Gene Ontology annotation, biological process: protein ubiquitination; ubiquitin-dependent protein catabolic process. The record is from RefSeq and is a predicted model, not a curated record. The coding region runs from base 1 to 2811 and encodes 936 amino acids. Gene Ontology annotation, molecular function: ubiquitin protein ligase activity.